Molecule: messenger RNA, 1260 nt
Organism: Cariama cristata (Red-legged seriema)
Lineage: Eukaryota; Metazoa; Chordata; Aves; Cariamiformes; Cariamidae
Gene: DNAJC21
Product: DnaJ (Hsp40) homolog, subfamily C, member 21
Exons: 9
Coding region: 1-1260 (419 amino acids)
Cellular component (GO): cytoplasm
Molecular function (GO): nucleic acid binding; zinc ion binding
Source: RefSeq, a predicted model, not a curated record
AUGCUGGCCGUGAAGGAAGAGAGACUGAGCCCUGUGACCCCUGAGCUUUAUACCAAGUAUGACGUGGAUGGGACGGAAUACCUCGUAGUCCACCCAUUCUAUGCAUAUUGGCAGAGUUUCUGUACUCAGAAAAACUUUGCUUGGAAAGAAGAAUACGACACACGACAAGCCUCGAACCGCUGGGAGAAACGAGCUAUGGAAAAAGAGAACAAGAAAACGAGAGAUAAAGCAAGGAAAGAGAGGAAUGAACUGGUCCGUCAGCUAGUAGCCUUUAUUCGAAAACGGGAUAAAAGAGUACAGGCUCACAGAAAACUUGUAGAAGAACAAAAUGCAGAAAAAACUAGGAAAGCAGAGGAAUUUCGGAGGCAGCAGAAGCUCAAACAAGCCAAGCUUGCUGAGCAGUAUAAAGAGCAGAGCUGGAUAACUAUGUCAGAUCUGGAGAGAGAGUUGCAAGAGAUGGAGGCACAAUAUGAAAAGCAAUUUGGAGAUGGAUCAGAUAAUGAAGAUGAAUUAGAAGAACAGGAGACAAAAGGCAUUGAAGACAAACUGAAUGAUGAAACUGAAGAAGCUGAAUUUGUUGAUGGUCUGUACUGCCCUGCUUGUGACAAAUUGUUAAAAACUGAGAAAGCCAUGAAGAAUCAUGAAAAAUCAAAGAAGCAUCGAGAGAUGGUAGCACUGUUACGACAGCAACUGGAAGAAGAAGAAGGGAAAUUUCCUGUGUCUUUGGAUGAUGCAAAUGGAAUACAUGCGAAAGAGGAGGAAGAAAUAGAAGACAUGCCCAAGCAGAAACUCUCGAAGAAGCAGAGGAAGAAACAGAAAACAAUGAUGACUUACGAGGACUCUUUUGAUAAAAGUGCUGAUGAAGAAACAGAUGAACAAAAGGAGGUGCCUGGUGUGGACAAGGACAGUGGCUUAGCAGAGGAGUUGGUAAAUGGUGGCCAAAGAUGUGCUGUGUCAGAGGACGCAAGCACUACAGAAGAUGUCUGCCAAGUGAAUGAUGCAACAAGUGAAGCGAAAAGCAGUACUAAGCCUAAAGGGAAAAAAGCCAAGGAUGCAAGGAAGUCUGCUAAGGCAUCUUCAGAGCAGCCAACAAUGAAUGAAGUUCCCAUCCACUGUGUAACCUGUAACUGUGCAUUUCCAUCCCGAAAUAAACUGUUUGAACACCUAAAAGCCACAGGACAUGCAAAAGCAACGCAAACACCAGCUGUAAAUGGAGCUGUAAACACCAGAAACAAAAAAGAGAAACGUAAAAACAGAUAG